UUCAGAGUCCUCCUCGUGCCUCCUCCAGCUGCAAACUGACAAAAUGGGUGAUUUUCCUGUCGGUUUCCUAUUUUUAUGAAUGAAGGCGGAGGUUGUGAGCUUUUGUCAUUUUCUGGUCUUAACCACCAGGGGGUAGAGCAACAUGCAGAAAGAAAGCCUCCAAUCUCUCUGUUCAGGGCUGUGUGUGUGUGUGCGCGUGUCUCCCUCACAACAUAAAAGCGACGUUCAGGGCUAAAAACUUGCAAUUCAUGGCAUGGAGAAGUCAGCGAGCAGCUGCAGCCCUCUGAUCUGUGUUAGGUUGAGCAGCAGAUCAUGGUCUGAACCCAGUUAUUCUCGAGCCGAAACAAAGCCUCGAUCGUCUAGCUGCUCGAGUGUAUUUUUUUUUUUUCCUCUUCCCUGUCCUCUUUUUCUUCUCCUCGGUGAAAUCUGAUACAACAUCAGCGGGUUUUUCUAUCUAGUUUGGGUGGCAGAUUCGGGCUUAGUUGGCCUGUGUGUCUCGCAGUCAAAGAGGCUAUCAAGAGAAAAGAAACAUACUGAAGCGAUUCAGAUGCCUUCAACUUUGAGCUAGAGGGACAACCCCUAAACCCCGUUUUUACACGAGGGACAGACACACCGUACAUCUCCGUCGUCUUCCACUUCAUGAAAAGGACGGGUCUCGGUACAAGGUGAUCAGAGAACUGACGGGGACCAUGGCAGCUACUUUAUCGGCGGAGGAAGAACAGGCUACCAGGCAGUUUCUGGAGGAAAUCAACAAGUGGACCAGUCAGCAUGGAGUGUCACCGCUGUCCAGGGAAUUGGCCGUCAAGUUCCUCAUGGCUCGCAAGUUUGACGUCCUCCGAGCCAUCGAGCUAUUCCACAGCUACAGGGAAACGCGUCUAAAAGAAGGAAUCGUCAGACUUCAGCCUCAGGAAGAACCUCUGCGCUCGGAGCUGCUCAGUGGAAAGUUCACUGUGUUGAGUGUGCGGGAUCCUUCGGGGGCCUCCAUUGCCUUGUACACGGCCAAACUUCAUCACCCGAACAAGACAGGCAACCAUGUGGUGCUUCAGGCCCUCUUCUACCUCCUGGAUCGGGCCGUGGAAAGCUUUGAGACCCAGAGGAACGGCUUGGUGUUCAUCUACGACAUGGCGGGCUCCAACUACACAAACUUUGAGCUGGACCUGAGCAAGAAGAUCCUCAACCUGCUCAAGGGGGCGUUCCCUGCCAGGCUGAAGAAGGUGUUGAUCGUCGGGGCCCCCGUUUGGUUUCGAGUGCCCUACAAUCUGCUCAGCCUGCUUCUCAAGGAGAAACUUAGGGAGAGGGUUCAGAUGGUGAAAAUGGCCGAGCUCCGCCAACACCUCCCCAGAGACUGUCUCCCCCAGCACCUCGGCGGCCUGCUGCCUCUGGAGUCCUACAGCUGGAACCAGCAGCUACUGGCGGGCCAGAACGGCCGGGUAGACCCAGUGGACGAGCUGGUGGGCAUCCCCGUGGAAGACUCUUCCAUUCACGUCCCCGGACCCGAGUCCAUGCGCCCACAGGAGCUGCUGACUCACCUCGGGAGGCUUCAGCGCUCAGGCAUCCAUCAAGAGUAUGAGGAGCUCCGCAAAGAACCGCCGCCUGGAACCUUCCAUUGUGCACAAUCAGCUUACAAUCAGGAGAGGAAUCGCUAUGGAGACGUGUUGUGCCUUGAUCAAACAAGAGUUCGUUUGAAAGCCAGAAGGAAUGAGAGAUCAGACUACAUCAAUGCGAGCUUCAUGGACGGCUACAAACAGAAGAAUGCAUACAUUGGUACUCAAGGACCACUGGAAAAGACCUACAGUGACUUCUGGAGAAUGGUCUGGGAGCAAAACGUGCUCGUUAUCGUCAUGACAACCAGGACAGACGAGGGCAGUCGGAGGAAGUGUGGACAGUAUUGGCCUCUGGAGGAAGGGGGACAGGAGGUCUAUGGCCACAUGGCAGUGGUUAACCAAAGGGUGGACAACCACACCCACUACAACCACACCAUCCUCGAACUGCACAACACUGAGACAUGUGAACAGAGACAAGUGAGUCAUUUCCAGUACCUCAGCUGGCCGGACUAUGGCGUUCCCACCUCAGCAGUGACUCUCAUUGACUUCCUGGGAGCUGUAAAGAGACAACAGAGGAAAAUGGUGAAAGCUUUGGGACUUCAGUGGGCAGGCCACCCACAGGGACCCCCAAUGGUAGUCCACUGCAGUGCAGGGAUUGGGAGAACAGGUACCUUCUGUGCUCUGGACAUCUGUCUGUCCCAGUUACAGGACGUAGGCUCACUAAAUGUAUGCCAGACAGUGCGACGCAUGAGAACGCAGAGGGCCUUCAGCAUUCAAACCCCGGACCAGUACUACUUCUGCUACAAUGCCAUUUUGGAGCACGCCCAAAGGCAGGGCCUGCUCCCAGCCAAUCAGUGAGCUUCAGCCAUGACUUUACCAAAUUAAUCCAUGAGCCCUGAGAUUUCUGCAGUCAAUCUGUUAACCCCGAGCUGUGUUGUGUGACCAAUUUGUGAACCCAGGAGAGUUAUCUUCCUCACAGAAGCUGUCCUUUUGAAACUAGGCCAUUCUUUGACAAGCCAGACCAAGACAAGACAGUGACAAAAAAAAAGGCUUCAGUGUUGACCAUUAUGUUUCAAUGUGAUAACAUUCUUGCUUCCAAUAAUGUGACAUUUUGUUUAUGCCGAACAUAUCUGACAAUACGUGGUAGCGUGAACAUAGUGCUCCUGUGUUGUGCAGUUUUGUGGUAUGUUGAGGCACAUUGGGUGAAGUGAUCGAGGUUAUGUUCACUAACCUUUUUUGUUAUAUUUAUUUCCAACUUUUAAACUGGUGGUUUAGGGGACCUUUUUUAAAAGGAGUACUUCACCCCAAAAUAAAACUUCAAUCAUUAUCCACUCAUCCCAUAUCAGUUAAAACUCCACCAAAGUUUGUAUGAAUGCAAAACAGUGAUUUUUUUUUUUUUAAAUUGUAUUUCAGUCAAAGCUCCUUAAAUGCUAAAGUUAACUUAGCCAUUGUGUGCCAAAAAACUGCCGUUGAAAGUUUUUUUUUUUGUAGCCAAAUGCCCCAUAGGCAUAAUUACUGUACACAAACAAAAGUAUCUUGGUGCAUGAAGUAAGCACUGAACUCAAUGUAAUUGUUUUGAAAAGAGCUGAAGAUGGAACAACAGAAGCUAAUAACUUGUAUGCUUUUUUUUAUGUACAAAUGUAUUUAUUGGAGUUUUAAGUGACCUAGGCAAGAUGUUAAUGACACUAUUUUUAUUUUGGGGUGAAAUUAUCCUUUAACUAAGUACACAAUUAUUUAAAUUCCAAAUAGGGAGCUUGAUUUCUACAGUCAUCAAACAAGAAUAGUUUUUUUUUUUUUUUUUUUUUUUUUUGUUACGCAACAAUUUUUACACCUCGUGUCCAGGAAAUAUUGCUUAUUGCAUUUUUAGCACAUGGUAUAUGUCACGUAGAUGGUACGAGCCAGUCUCAGGAGUGUCGUGCUGAAUACGAGGUGAUACUGCUCAACCGGUUAUCAAAAAAAUUAUUUAGUGAAAGUCUUUUGCCAAGAAGUGUUUGUAUUCCUUUGAGAUUGAUGAUGCAUUCUCCUCAGCCUUAGUAAAAGAAACCCUGAAUGGCAGUGAGACAGGGGUGAAGCACAUCCUAAAUGACCUGGCUGUAAACUGCUAAACGGCCAUUAAGCCCCUCUGUACUCUUUAAUUAAAUUGCUGUCCAUGUGAAUUCCUCUUUAGUUUUUGUUUUGUUUUUCCAAAUUCAUCCACUGAAAGCCUGACCUUCCAUCUCACCUAAAUAUUAAGAUUUCCUGACUUGCAGUACAGACAGUGACCAGUGUCUAGCCUAUAUGGCCGCCUUUUCUCACUAGCAGUGCCAUCAUGCUUUAGUGAUCGUGGGAAAGUUAUUGCUUAGCACCCACCCACAUGCACACGCACACACAUUUAGAGCAGUCUAAAGUGAUUAUGCCAUUGAAGUGCACAUCUGUGAACAUCUGUGGAAGUCAUCAGUUAAGACCUCAUGAGUAGUGCAAUAUUUUUCUUUUUUUUUUUUUUUUUUUUUACAAAUCAUGUCUUAGCACUUUUAAAGAACUAUUCCCAGUGUGCUCUGAGAUUAGUCAUCAUUGGGAUCGGAUGACACAGGACUUAAAUCUGUAGAUCUGCAUGUGAUGCUGGGAUAACUUGAUUGUUAAAUUUAGUAAUGCUGAAUUAUAAAAAAUGUAUUAACAUUUUGGACUUACCGUAAACAUCUUUAUAGAGCUCUGUUGGGACAAGACUAUUUUACAGGGAACCCUACACCCUAGAGUCCUUCUUGGGCACUAGUCAGAAAUGUCUUAAGUUUAUUCUUAUAAUUAUUAUUGUUACUUUAAGUUCUACAGACUGUGGUUGUAAUCAGUGCUUUCAUCUGGUCCCAGUAUCUUGCCAUUAUUAUAGUACAUGUACAAAAAUGUGUCUGUGUGUUAUACUGUACGUUGCAUUAUGUUGUUGCUGGGUGAAAGGAAAAAAAUGUGUUCUUUGCUACAGAAUUCAUAUUGAAUUUGCUUGUAGUGAAGCAUUUUUAAGUCUGCCAUCCUCAUGCACUCUGAUUUUAGAAUUAUUUUUCCUUUCAAUGAUGGACGCAAAAUGUCCCCUAUUUUAUUUUUCUAUUAUAUUCAACAACUGUAUUCAUACAAUUACCCAGGAUAUACAGUUAUCUACAUUAAAUUUAUAUUUGUUCUAUUAUAACCUAUUACUUUAUCAUUCGUUUUGAGUAUUGAAUCAAGCUAUACUGUAUUAAAUACAAACUAUGUCAACGUA
Molecule: messenger RNA, 4767 nt
Organism: Perca flavescens (yellow perch)
Lineage: Eukaryota; Metazoa; Chordata; Actinopteri; Perciformes; Percidae
Gene: ptpn9a
Product: protein tyrosine phosphatase non-receptor type 9a
Exons: 13
Coding region: 690-2402 (570 amino acids)
Biological process (GO): protein dephosphorylation
Molecular function (GO): protein tyrosine phosphatase activity
Source: RefSeq, a predicted model, not a curated record